AUGCUUUUUACUUCCAGAAAGAAGAAAUUGAAAUUAUUAACCAGGGGAGAUAAAAUACCAAAAAAAUUACGCACUCAUGCCUCUGCGUCCAUCUGGUUACCACCUUGGCUCAUUCAUCAAAUGAAUGUUUACAUUUGGUAUUCAACAAAAGCUUCUCCUCAAAUUCCUUAUGUACCAUUUGGAAAAAGUGCAACACAAGGAUGGAGUUUUAUUAUGUUGACAGGGAAAGAUCCGCCAUUCUUGAUAGCGAAGAAUAAUUUUGAUGUUCCUACGUCUAUGAAUGAGUCAUUACAGAAAAAGUACUUAAAAAACUGCUCAAUUUUUUUUGCUUCACCUGACAUUAAGGAUUUAAAAAGACAGAAGAUGAAAUGUGAAAUGUUAAUAACCAAAUACCAAAAAGUAAACAACAGUCGUAAAAGUGUAAAGAUAAUUAGUUUCUGCGAAAGGCAUUCAUUUUUAUUAAAAACAGUUUAA
Molecule: messenger RNA, 474 nt
Organism: Echinococcus granulosus
Lineage: Eukaryota; Metazoa; Platyhelminthes; Cestoda; Cyclophyllidea; Taeniidae
Exons: 5
Coding region: 1-474 (157 amino acids)
Source: RefSeq, a predicted model, not a curated record